Cebus imitator (Panamanian white-faced capuchin) is the source of this 1195-nucleotide messenger RNA. RefSeq names its product HAUS augmin like complex subunit 2 (gene HAUS2). The transcript has 6 exons. The record is from RefSeq and is a predicted model, not a curated record. NCBI's taxonomy places the organism in Eukaryota, Metazoa, Chordata, Mammalia, Primates, Cebidae. The coding region runs from base 58 to 765 and encodes 235 amino acids. Gene Ontology annotation, biological process: centrosome cycle; spindle assembly; microtubule nucleation. Gene Ontology annotation, cellular component: centrosome; mitotic spindle microtubule; HAUS complex.
CGUUCGCCUUGCGUUCCCGCUCACUCCGGAUGCCCUCGCUGGAAGUGCGUCCGAGCCAUGGCCACUGCCAAUCCCUGGGACCCGGCAUCCGCGCCUAAUGGCGCUGGGCUAGUGCUUGGCCACUUCAUAGCUUCGGGGAUGGUCACUCAGGAGAUGUUAAAUAUGUCUAAGAAAACAGCUUCUUGUUUUGUGAACUUCUCCAGAUUACAGCAGAUCACAGAUAUUCAAGCUGAAAUCUACCAGAAAAACCUGGAAAUUGAACUCCUGAAACUAGAAAAAGAUACAGCAGAUGUUGUUCAUCCUUUCUUUUUGGCUCAGAAGUGUCAUACUCUGCAAAGCAUGAAUAAUCAUUUGGAAGCAGUGCUGAAAGAGAAGAGAUCCCUUAGACAAAGACUGUUGAAACCCAUGUGCCAGGAAAACUUACCUAUUGACGCUGUUUAUCACAGAUAUAUGGUACAUUUACUGGAGUUGGCUGUGACUUUCAUUGAGAGAUUAGAAACCCACCUUGAAACAAUUAGAAAUAUUCCUCAUUUAGCUGCAAAUCUAAAGAAAAUGAGCAAGGCUUUAGCAAAGAUGGAUAUUUUGGUGACUGAGACAGAAGAAUUGGCAGAGAAUAUACUCAAGUGGCGUAAACAACAAAAGGAAGUUUGCUCUUAUAUCCCCAAAAUAUUAGCUGAAGAAAAUUAUCUUUAUAAACAUGAUAUUAUAAUGCCUCCUUUACUUCUUACUUCUAAAGUUCAUGUCCAAUCUGUUAAUACCAAAUAAUCAUCAACUUCAUUUUUGCUUAAUUAUGUGUAAUCAUAUGAAGUCUAUUUCGAAUUGACUAUAUAACAUGGUUAUUAAUAGUCUUUGCUGCUAGUAAUACUGAAAGAACCUGCUUUAUAUUAGAGUGUCAAGAUCUCAGGUUCAUUAAGACCAAACUGACUUUUCCUUUGUUUUUCAUAUAUUUUCAUUCUACUUUUCAGUAAAACUAGAGAAGAUUAAAAAAUAGCCAUGACAAUUUAUUAACAUAAGUGAACUAACCAUUUCUCAGGCAGAAAAUUCUCUAUUAUGUCUUUUUUAAAAAAUGUGUGUUUAUAGCAGGCUGUGAUGGCUCACACCUGCAAUCCUAAUAAGUUGGGAGACUGAGGCGGACAGAUGGCUUGAACCUUGGAGUUCAAGUCCAACUGGGGUAACAUAGUGAAAUCCCAUAUCU